Molecule: messenger RNA, 1202 nt
Organism: Saccoglossus kowalevskii
Lineage: Eukaryota; Metazoa; Hemichordata; Enteropneusta; Harrimaniidae
Source: RefSeq, a predicted model, not a curated record
GUUUUGUGUUUUUGAACUUGUGAAUUUUGAUAUACGGUUGUGUUAACAGAUCUACGGUUGAUCUAUCUAAUUUCCACUUUGCAUCACAUGAUACAAUCCUUGUAAUACAAUUGGUCAAUUCAUUCAAACUGUUGGAAGAGUCAUUUGAUAUAGGUGUGGCUACACCUUGAAGCACGACUGUAUGCGUGGCAUAUUUCAACAACUUCAUAUCAAAGAUACUCCAAUCAUUCAGCAACCAUCAUUUUAAUAACUCACACGAAAUACAUAAUGUGUGAUCGAAAUGAACCACCGCGAUCGCGUUUUGUCAUGGAAAAAGUCCCACCAACGAAACAAACAUAUUCAGAACCGAACAUUCCGAGCAACGAACCUCAUGCUAUCAGAGGGCAGUCAAACACUAAACCUGUUAGAGAAGUCCGUAAAACUAAAAAUGGAGGCAAUCAGUAGAAGGGAAAUAUCACCAAAUUCCGAUCUAAGCAGAACAAUGAGAAAAGUAAACAAUUAUCAGCAUGGAUUCACUGGAAACGCCGAUGUAGUACAUUUAGACGGAGAUUACUCUAUUACAGAAUCGUUGUACCCAUUUUAACAUAACAAUGACAAAUCAAUAACCCAGAACGAUUAUUUACUAUAUGACAGAAGACAAAUAACUGCCAAGAAACAAAUAUAAUCUCAUCUACGUAUACAUUCAUCACCAAUGUAUUAUUAUCCCAAUUUAAGAAGCAUUGUGAUUGCUGACAAUGUUUACUAAAUUAGUUGUGCCAAUUUGACACACGGAGACCCAUUGCUCUGUCCCAUAGUAUGUUAUAUCUAUCUUUUUAUUUUAAUUGAAAUAGUAUAAUCAGUAUUACGCACUUUAAGCCUUUUCACCUUAGAAGCUAAUCGUAAUUAUGUCUCCCAGAAUAGUACCACUAUUUGCACCAACAGUUAGAUUGGCCCCGUCAGCAUUGCCAGUAAUGGAUGGCUGACAGUUACAUAUGAAUGAAUUUGUGCGAUUUGUAUUACAGAGGCCUUCAAGGCUUUUCCUCCCAGAAGCAUAAUCUUAGGUUGAAUUUAUACUUUUGGUUUCCCACUUUCGUAUACAAAUUGUAUUGUUUUCUAUUCUAGUCUAUUUCAAUCUAAUAUUCCAAUUCUUAGGAGUUGUUGUAUCACAUUAGUUAAUGUAACUUUUCAUGAUGUUAGUAAUAAUAAAUAUUUAGUUGAAAAAA